This is a messenger RNA of Lasiosphaeria miniovina, 1301 nucleotides long. RefSeq lists its product as uncharacterized. The record is from RefSeq and is a predicted model, not a curated record. The transcript is spliced from 6 exons. NCBI's taxonomy places the organism in Eukaryota, Fungi, Ascomycota, Sordariomycetes, Sordariales, Lasiosphaeriaceae. The coding region runs from base 207 to 995 and encodes 262 amino acids.
AAAAAAAAAAAAAGAGGCCACAGCCCUGAAUCAUUUUGACCAUCAGUGAUACCCAGAGCACGUUAGCGGGCGGCACUCACGCUUUUUGACUGCGCGCCGGCCACCCCGCUUCGUUCCUUCUUCCCUACUAUUGCCCAGUCCGCAUUCUCUACUCCGGAUCAUUCAACGACUGCGCUUCCUGUUUGCCAUCCUGCCAGAAGACCACAAUGUCCAACCCCAGCAACUAUGGCACGCGUGCCAACGCACUCUCCGAAUUCAAUGAUUUCAUCGGCGGCGACGACGACGGCCCGCUAGGCCGCCUUGGUAGCGCGAGCGGUGAAGACGUGAAGUGUUCGUCGCUUGCACUGCCUACUCUCCCCUAUGCUGCCUCGUCUAUUCUGCCUCGGUCGCUGAAGCGAGCCGCCACCAGCGAGAUUGCCGAUCUUCACGGCUCGCGUUAUAAGCGAGCCCACGGCGUCGCUCUUAGCGCUAGAAAGGACGUCGACGAGACGAGAGCUCUCGACGACGGCAGUUGCGAGCGUUGUCUAAUAAACGGUUAUCACUGCGAGUUCGAGACGACCUCGGAUGCGACCUCUUGCUCAAAGUGCAACAGUAGCGGUGCUUCUUGUCGCCCUGUCUUUCCAUCCGUGAUCGAGGCUUUCCGCAACGCCAAAAAAGUUUCCCGUAUUGCCGGCGAGGUAGAGGGAUAUGGUCGCGUCGAUACAGCGCUCGCCACUCCGGCAACAACCGGCGCAGUGCUUGACGACCCACAGCAGAAACCCGGUACCACGAAAGCCGGCAAUUUUGCUGUCGGCUGUAUUGGCAAUUCCGACUCGUUUGCAAGCGGGGCUCGUUCCACAGAGGGGAACAACGAACCCCUACAUCAGCGCCAGGACGAGCUGGGUCGACGCCAGGAGAACCUAGAAGCACAGGUGCUUUCCAUCGCACAAUUCGUUGGUCAACGCCAGGAGAACCUGGAGGCACAGUUUCAAGCCGUUGCUGGGCUUGAUUCGUGAAUUAGGGGUUAAGUCAUGGCCACGGGUUCUCAGGGACGAGAGCGGGCGCAUUGGGUUCUGCCUCUCUGGCGGCGGAGCGUCCUCUCGGCGAAUAAGUGUGUGACGUCUGAGGGGGGGUUGUUUUCUCUUUUCCUUUAUUUUCUAGCUAGCUAAGACAAUACCCGAGUGAUGCGUACCUCGCUCUAGUACCUCGCUAUGGUGUAGUUGCGGCUCUCUACUUUGUGGCUGCGGCAUUCAGGUACUGGCUACGUCGAUGAUAAAUCGCAUCAUUCGAACAGACUAGUUAAUACCUUGAUAAGAAUAGUC